This is a messenger RNA of Letharia columbiana, 936 nucleotides long. RefSeq lists its product as uncharacterized. NCBI's taxonomy places the organism in Eukaryota, Fungi, Ascomycota, Lecanoromycetes, Lecanorales, Parmeliaceae. Bases 1 to 936 code for a protein of 311 amino acids. The transcript is spliced from 2 exons. The record is from RefSeq and is a predicted model, not a curated record.
AUGCUUCUUGUCGACGAUGCUUUCGAGUGGUCAGAAAGUCACCCAGAAGCUGUCCGACUUCUUACCGAAGUAGAGAACGCCGGUUCCCAGCAAACAAUCCAGCAGUUCCGGGCCAUAUUCUGCGAGAAGUUUCCCUCGAAAGCUGUGGAAACCUACAUCAACGUCCCGAAAGAAUCCCUUGCUUCAUACUUCAAGCGUGUCACCAACUUGAUGCAGAGAGUUGGGAUCAAGGAUAGGCCCGCUGCUACUCCCAGUGCUGCUUUUAGCCUCCUUGAAUCUACCAUGCUCGACACCAUUCUCCGUGCCUUCAUCAGAGGAUUGAAUGAUCAAGAGAUUCGAAAGGAAGCAACGAGAGGCAUGGCAUCUUCUGACAGAUCUCUACACAUGGUCUACAAUCUCGCGGAAGAAGCACGGCGUACCAACGCCGAAAUCCAGAAGCUCUUGGAUGAAGAAUCGAGAUCCGACCAGCUCCAGUUCUACAAAUCUCUCGUGGAACGAAACUUGCCAAAGCAACAGGUGGCUUCCUUGCUUGCUUCUCAUCAAGCUGCCAAAGCUCCGAGGCCCUCACAUUAUCAGUCUUGGUCCUUCCAUGCGGAUCCACCGGAGCAGCUGCCAGAGGCUUCCGCGGGACCUCAACGUUUCACGCAAUCCCAACCCCCAGAGUAUCGUCGUUCUUCACAUGAAGUUCCGGCUCCUGCUCCGGCUCCAGCUCCGAUCUUAGCUCAGAAUCCCAACAAAGGAAACGCUGGCAGGAGCGGACCCCCGAAUCCCAAGCUGGCAGUCGCUUCCGUAACUAUCAGCCUACCCCAAAAGAUAUACCCGAGCGUAGCACUUCGAAAACCCUUACAUCAAUGGCACAAUCCACUGGUCUUACGGGAAAGACGGUCAGCUAUGUAUCAAGUGUGGUACCAAGGGUCACAUCUCUCCUCAUUGUGA